UAGUUUUUUUGAAAUUUGGUAGUUUAAUUAUAUUAUAACCUAUCAUAAGGAAUUAUUUCAUUCUUAUUGUUAGUUUAAGCUUAGUGCCCAGAACUCAUUAUAAGCUUAUUUUUUUUCUUCUGAAGUAUGAUGCAAGUUAUUGAAAGGCACCGCCUAUGUUCCGAGGACAUUGGGAGGCAAGACAAGCAUCCACCUCAUCUCACGCAGCGGGAGAAUCAUACCCAUGCCAUGCUUGCUGAGGAAAUCAAGGAGAAAACCGCAGAACUGAGGCAUCUCAAAGGUGAAGAGCUAGUAGGACUGAGCAUGGAAGACUUGGUUAAACUCGAAAAGUUGGUUGAAGCAGGGUUAAGUCGUAUUGCCAAAACCAAGGGUGACAAAUUCAUGAAAGAAAUUGGUAUUCUCAAGAAAAAGGAAGCAUUAUUAAAGGAAGAGAAUGCAAAGUUGAGACAAAAAGUAGCAGGCACAUCGGAAGACGAAACACCUCUGCUGGAACAAGGGAUUUCAUCCGAGUCAGUGACCCGCUUAAGCGACCAAGCCGGAAGUUGUCCUCAGGACCUCAACAAUUCGGACACAUUUCUCCAGCUGGGGGAGGAUGAGAUUGCGGUCGCAGAAGAUCGAAUAUAUAAUUUGAGCAUAGCUGGGUCUAUGAUACCCAGAAAUUGUAGUUUAUGUUGCAUUAUUUUAAAAAAAAAAAAUAACAUGCAUGUAUGUCAGGCAUGCAGUUCUCUGAGUACGUAGAGGCCUCCAUGCUCUGAAAUUUUCUUUGACGAACAAAAAUGGCUCUAUUAAACAUUUCCAGAUAGCUGGUAUUUGUGUGUGUGUGUAUAUAUAUUUAUAUAGGUACAGAUGAGGGAUGUAAUUUAUGUUGAAUUGCUUUGCAGCUUAAAUAGUUUUCUGACAGCGUGAUUAAUGAAAGAAAAGUACAUGUUUUUACA
This is a messenger RNA of Coffea arabica (coffee), 935 nucleotides long. NCBI's taxonomy places the organism in Eukaryota, Viridiplantae, Streptophyta, Magnoliopsida, Gentianales, Rubiaceae. The record is from RefSeq and is a predicted model, not a curated record.